This is a messenger RNA of Antechinus flavipes (yellow-footed antechinus), 810 nucleotides long. RefSeq lists its product as uncharacterized. The transcript is spliced from 3 exons. The record is from RefSeq and is a predicted model, not a curated record. NCBI's taxonomy places the organism in Eukaryota, Metazoa, Chordata, Mammalia, Dasyuromorphia, Dasyuridae. Bases 1 to 810 code for a protein of 269 amino acids.
AUGUCUUACAACAGUAACAACACAGGAGGACACCCCGGCGACGCGACGCGGCCGAGAACCGGGCCGGGAGGGGCCUGCAGUGACCCGGCCGGGACGCCGGCGCCGACUGGACGGGCCCUGGGCGGGAUAAACGGGCGAGGGAGGGGCUCGGGCCCCGGCCCCCAGGGAAGGCAGGCGGGCGAGCCGCGCAGCAACCGCAGGAGGGGAAGGAAAGGGGCCGAGAGGGCCGGGGGCGGCGGCGGAGGGGGCGGGUACCGGGGGCCGGACGUUCUCCUCCUUCCCUCCUUCCCACCGCGGAAGCCUCGGGACAGCCGGAGUCCGCAACGCUUCUCCCCUCACCUCACACUGUCCCAGCAGCCGCAACCUCCGCAAUCGUCCAAGCCAUUUUUCACCUCAGCCGCCUCAGCAGCCUCGGCCGACAGUCCGCGGCCAGCCCAGGAGCCGCGCGUCACUUCCGGCUCGGGAAGGUCCACCUCCUGCGGCCGGCAGAGCCAUAUGAUUGGCUGGCGCAGCUGGCCUACCUGGGCCAGUGGGCGGGGCCGGGCGAGUCCGGUGAGGCUCCCGCCGGGGGAGACUAGUUACACCGGCUUGCGGAGCCGUGUUGCCGCGGUCCCUACUUACCCACCCCGAAGCCGGAGGUGUUCAUGCAUCUCCGCCUUCGAUUCGCUUGCGUUUCCGUGCCCCAGACGACCAGUCUACUCCUCUAGGCCCUCCUUGGCCCCAACUGCUGCCAGCUCCGACACACCCGAGAGGAAGGUCUCGGAGGAAUCCCUGUUUUGCUCCACUUCAUUGUUCAACUUUAUCUCCUGA